CCGAGGCAUUGCUCACUCAACACCACAGAUUUGGAGGGAAUUGCAGGAAACCAACACACAAUGGCGUCUCAGGAAUCCAAGCCUCUCACAUUGACCGUCGUUGGUUCGGGCACCAUGGGCAUCGCCAUCAUGGGCGGCGUCAUGGCCUCCCUCGCCAAAGCCAAAACCGCCGCAGCCAUCGACCCCUCCUCCGCGCCCAAAGACACGCCAAACGUCUCCCGCUUCGUCGCCUGCGACACAUGGAAGCCCGCCGAGGAGAACGUCAAGAAGGCCCUCGGCCACUACAACUUUGACCUGCAAACUCUCACAAACGAGAACCUCAAGGGUGUCCAACAAGCAGACAUCGUCCUCCUGUCCUGCAAACCCUACGGCUUCAAGGCCAUCCUGGGCGAGGAGGGCAUGCGCGAUGCGCUCAAGGGCAAGGUCAUCGUCAGCAUCCUGGCUGGUGUCACGCAAAAGCAGAUCUCAAAGUUCCUGUACCCCGAGGGCGCAGACAAGGUCGAAGACGCAUGCAGAGUGGUGCGCGUCAUGCCCAACACGGCCUCCUUCGUCGGCGAGUCCAUGAGUGUGAUCGAGACGAGCGAUCCUCCGCUGUCAGAGGCGCAGUACAAGCUCGUUGAGUUCGUCUUCAGCUCUAUCGGUCGCGUCACAACACUUCCUCCCGCAAACAUGGACAUUGCAACAGCACUGUGCGGCUCUGGACCUGCCUUCUUUGCGCUGAUGCUCGAGGCUGCUGCGGAUGGUGCGGUUGCCAUGGGAAUGCCGCGUGCGCAGGCGUACGAGAUGGCUGCGCAGACGAUGCGCGGAACCACAGGGUUGGUGCUAAAUGGCGAGCACCCUGCUGUGCUGAAGGAUAAGGUCUCGACCCCGGGUGGUUGCACAAUCGGUGGGCUGAUGUCGCUGGAGAAGGAUGGAGUCAGGAACGCGGUUGCGACAGCCAUCAGGGAGGCCUGUGUCGUUGCAUCCAGGUUGGGUGGUGAGCAGAGGGAGUUUGUGAACCACAGGCGGUAGACAGACGCAGGUCUGCCUUGAGGCGCCAGAAGCACAAAAUGAUACCAAGCUCG
Macroventuria anomochaeta is the source of this 1064-nucleotide messenger RNA. RefSeq names its product pyrroline-5-carboxylate reductase. Gene Ontology annotation, molecular function: pyrroline-5-carboxylate reductase activity. The coding region runs from base 61 to 1011 and encodes 316 amino acids. Gene Ontology annotation, biological process: L-proline biosynthetic process. NCBI's taxonomy places the organism in Eukaryota, Fungi, Ascomycota, Dothideomycetes, Pleosporales, Didymellaceae. The transcript has 2 exons. The record is from RefSeq and is a predicted model, not a curated record.